AUUUUUCCAUUCUCGUUCUUUCUACUCCGGCAACUGAACGCAGAAUUUGGAUCUACUUCUAUAGUUGGUAGCUUUUGAUCAAUCAACAAUUAACGCAGGAAUCAUGUCUUACAACCGAGGAAUAAAGAGAGACAACUUUGGAAAUCGUAACUUCAACAAUCGGAACAUGGGAGGAGGAGGAGGUGGUGGUGGUGGUGGUGGAGGAGGAGGAGGACGCAUGGGUGGAGGAAAUAUGGGUGGAGGUGGUGGUGGUGGAGGUGGUAUGAAUCCUUGGGAAGGUGGAAUGAUGCCAGGACGUGGAAUUUUGCCAACUCCUAACAAUAAUAACUUGAAUUUAUCAUCACCACAAGCCCAAUUAGCCAUUGCAAGCAAUCUUCUUUCCAAUCUGCUACGUCAACAGGAACCUCAACAGCAGGUACCACCAUCUUUGCUGAGCUUAGGUAAUAACUUUAGUGGCCCUGGACCAAAUUUUAAUAACCAGCAAAAUUUCAACCAAGGACGAUUCAAUGAUCGAAAUUCAAUUCGUCCAAAUAUGAAAAAUCAACGUCCCCAGCCUUACAACAAGAUGGGCAAUCGCCCCCGAGAUGGAGUUAUUGGGCGACGUGGCCCGCUACAAUCUCGUACUCAAUCAGGCAACCAACGCCAGAAUGGAAACCAAAUUCAGCGGAACGAUAAGUCUUUUAAAACCAAUACUGCCUCUAAGCAAAAUCAAAGCAUCAAAAAGGAACAGCAGGAUAAGACCUCUGAUAAGACCAAUGAUAAAGCAGAAGCGCCUGUCGCUUUAAGCGAAGAAAAUGAGGAAAGUGAAGAAUCCAAGAAACGUGAAUGGAAAGAUGAGAAAAAAGAACUCACCACCGAUAAAAAUGAUGAUGAAUCUGCGAAAAAUGAAGAAGAAGGCGGCGAUAAAGAAGGAGAUGGUGAUAAAGGUACAGGUAAAAAAUCUGCUGCCAGACAUGCUGAAAGUCGUUAUUCAGAGGUCCCGAUCAGCAAUAUGUUCUGCCAUGUUUGUAAUAAACAUAUGUGGGAUGGAUUUUCUUUCGAAAAUCAUCUUCGAGGUCGCGCGCAUCAAUUGAUGAUGGAAAAGCUUGAUGAGUCUUAUAAGCUGAAAGUAGAGUUGAUGAGACAUGAACUGAGAGUUGCUGAAGAACAACGAGAACUUAGUUUAAAUAAUUCAAAACGACGGGGAAAGAAACUUUCGGUUGAUUUGAAUGUCCGAGAGUAUUGUACUAUGUGUGACUUGAAUUUUUACGGUACUUUAUCCGCUCAUCGUAAAAGUGAAAAACAUCAACAGCUCAAAACAUUUUUGCAUCCUCGUUGUUUCCCGUGUGCUAAGGAAUUCCCAUCAAGAAUUGAGUAUGAUGAGCAUUGCCUCACUCCUGCGCAUAUGAAAAAUGCUGUCCAAAGUGAAGAGCAAAAGAAAAAUAAGAAAAAAGAUAAACUUGGUAAAGGAGAAUCAGAAAUUCGUACUGCAGAAGAUGAAGAGAAGGAUGUUGGUACUGAUACUAAAUCUGAUAAGCCUGAGGAAGUUUCUGCAGAUUCUUCUGACUAUAUCACUGAAAUUCCUGAAAUAGUUGAAGCUAAACUGAAGAUUCCAUCAUACAAACACUGUCGAGCAAAUCAAUUAUCAGUUGGUAAAUCUUUAGUGGCUGAAGUUACAGGAUAUCACUGCGACAGAUGUCGUCGUUUCAUGCUCACUGAAGAUGAUUUAACUGCUCAUUUGCGAAGUAUUACACAUUAUCGUAGUUUCAUUCAAGAAAUAAAAACUUUGCAAGCUGCUGUUGAAAAUGCUAAAACUGAGCACGAUAAAAAGGAGGAUAAUGAUCAGACCGAGCCAACAGACGCUGCUGAACCUGACAACAAACGCCCUAAGCUCGAUGAAAAUGCAACAGAUGCUUCUACAAAUGAUGUAGAAGAGAAAAAUGUAGAAGAAAGUGAAAAGUACGAUCCCGCUGAAGCCAAUGAAACAGAUGAAGAAAAUGCUGGAGAUGAAAAUCAAGAGACUCAAAAUGAUCCUGAAAUUUCUCUUAAUGAUGAUAAUAUUUUAGAAGAUAGUCGUGAUAAUGAAGAGGAGGAAGAGGAAGAGGAGGAGGAGGAGAAGAAAGAAGAAGUUGCAAAGACUCCCCAAAAUAUUACACGAAACUCCAGUCAGCCAACUCCAGUACGUGGUGGUAUGAAUGUUCGUGCGCGUGGACAACGUGCUAGAAGAUCCCGUCGAUAA
Phymastichus coffea is the source of this 2218-nucleotide messenger RNA. RefSeq names its product zinc finger protein on ecdysone puffs-like (gene Pep). Gene Ontology annotation, cellular component: nucleus. The coding region runs from base 104 to 2218 and encodes 704 amino acids. Lineage: Eukaryota; Metazoa; Arthropoda; Insecta; Hymenoptera; Eulophidae. Gene Ontology annotation, molecular function: zinc ion binding; nucleic acid binding. The record is from RefSeq and is a predicted model, not a curated record. The transcript is spliced from 9 exons.